Seriola dumerili (greater amberjack) is the source of this 1799-nucleotide messenger RNA. RefSeq names its product cleavage and polyadenylation specific factor 4 (gene cpsf4). The transcript is spliced from 8 exons. NCBI's taxonomy places the organism in Eukaryota, Metazoa, Chordata, Actinopteri, Carangiformes, Carangidae. Bases 333 to 1133 code for a protein of 266 amino acids. Gene Ontology annotation, molecular function: zinc ion binding; RNA binding. The record is from RefSeq and is a predicted model, not a curated record.
UCAGGUUAGAGGUCAGAGGUCAGUCUGCGCGCCUCACACUAACUGUGGAGAACAGAGAACAGUUCCGUGACAAACAAGAAGUUACACACAGACCAGUGUCCACGGUGUUUCUUCAAAACAGCACCGUAAAGCUACAAAGGAACAGCAGCUACUGCGGUUUCUCGCCGGGGAGCUCGCUGAUUGUUGUUCGAGUAUCGGUUAGCCCGGCUAGCCUCGUUAGCCACUUUAGCUGGCUGAUGAAGAAGUCACUAGCUAACUAGCUAAACUUUUAAACUAGCUAACAGAAACGGACAUUUCUCGGACCGCGGUGCAGCAAACAAACGCGUGCAGACAUGCAGGACCUACUGGCUAACGUGGACCACAUCAAGUUCGACCUGGAGAUCGCUGUGGAGCAGCAGCUAGGAGCUCAGCCGCUGCCCUUUCCCGGCAUGGACAAAUCCGGUUCUGCUGUGUGUGAGUUCUUCAUGAGAGCAGCUUGUCUGAAAGGCGGCAUGUGUCCGUUCCGUCACAUCAGUGGGGAGAAGACGGUGGUGUGUAAGCACUGGCUCCGAGGACUGUGUAAGAAGGGAGACCAGUGCGAGUUUCUCCAUGAAUACGACAUGACCAAGAUGCCUGAAUGCUACUUCUACUCCAAGUUUGGUGAGUGUAGCAACAAGGAAUGUCCAUUCUUGCACAUUGAUCCAGAGUCCAAGAUCAAAGACUGUCCUUGGUACGACAGAGGCUUCUGCAAACAUGGUCCCGACUGCAGACACAGACACACAAGAAGGGUGAUCUGUGUGAACUACCUGGUGGGCUUCUGUCCAGAAGGAAAAUCCUGUAAAUUCAUGCACCCUCGUUUUGAGUUGCCCAUGGGAGCGUCUGAACAGCCUCCUCUGCCACAGCAAACCCAGAACCAGACAAAGCCUGUGCCGACCAUCGGCCGCUCGUCGCUCUCUCUAAUCCAGCUGACCAACUCCAGUUCAGGCCAGCGGCCGCAGAACAACAUGGUGCCGGGUGCUGUUCAGCAAAAUAACAUGUCCGCCAACAGAGGGCCUCGUCCACUGGACCAGGUCACCUGCUACAAGUGUGGCGAGAAAGGCCACUAUGCCAACAAAUGCACCAAAGGCCAUCUUGCCUUCCUGAGCGGACAGUAACCUUCAGCCUCACGGUCCAAACGCCACAGCGCUGCAGGUUGCCGCCCCGAGGAGACGAGAGGACGUACCCUCUGUUCCACAGGCUGAAGUUCAACUUACAGACUUUUUUUUUUGCCUCUUCCAAACGGGAUACAUGAAAAUGACAAACAGAAAAGACACUGCGGUCACGUCUGAACGACUUCACACGACUCUGGAGAAAUAGGCGUUUAAAUAGACACACCCAGGGUCCAGUCUGCAGCAACCGUCCCCACGGAGGUGCAGCGCUGUAACAUGUUGUUUCCUCAGGUCACGUGACUGUAUCUGUGAAAACAGACCAGCGAUUUGAGCCCGCAACUUCUAGUAAAUCUGUCUGACGAUGUUAAUAAAAGAAACAGAAAUGUGAUAAAUGGAGCCCCCUGCAUCACUACCUGAAACCUAUCCCACACACACAAUUUACUUUUCAACCAUAACUGCAUAUUUGUUUCUUCAUUUACAAUCUUGGACAUUAUUUACCAUUAAACGCAGAGGCUCUGUGUUUCUAGAUCUGAUCAGACAUUAACAGAAAGUUCAAGUUUGCGGUGCUCAGCUCAAAUUGUGUCUGAGGAUAAGUUUCAUUGUUGAUAGUCAGUGACACAGUCUGAACAUAUUCUUACAAUCUGUACAGUGUGUGCAAAUAAAUGUUCUUGU